UUCGAACCCAGGCACGAAAUAAAUUUUGUUCUUAUAUGUUUCAUUCUAUUACUCUCCAUAAUCUUCCAAGAACAAACCACCACAACUGUAACAAGAAUACCACAUUAGACAGUUAGGAUGGCAUUGAAGAGAAUUAACCGUGAGCUUGCUGAUCUUGGAAAGGAUCCACCCUCCUCUUGCUCAGCUGGCCCUGUUGGUGAUGAUUUGUUCCACUGGCAAGCAACUAUCAUGGGACCUGCUGAUAGUCCUUAUGCCGGAGGUGUUUUCUUUCUCUCAAUUCACUUUCCCACUGACUACCCUUUCAAGCCUCCCAAGGUGAACUUUACUACCAGAAUCUACCAUCCCAACAUCAACUCCAACGGAAGCAUCUGUUUGGACAUUCUUCGUGAUCAAUGGUCACCAGCACUGACAAUCUCGAAGGUCCUUUUGUCAAUCUGCUCUUUGCUUACUGAUCCUAAUCCUGAUGACCCUCUUGUUCCUGAAAUUGCCCAUGUCUACAAAACCGACAGACAACGUUAUGAACUCAGUGCCCGUGAAUGGACUAGAAAAUAUGCAAUCUAGAGAUUAGUUGUAAAUUUAAGAAUAAACAAGCCUCUUUCGCGAUGUGAAAUCUUUGGUA
Schizosaccharomyces cryophilus OY26 is the source of this 619-nucleotide messenger RNA. RefSeq names its product ubiquitin conjugating enzyme Ubc4. Gene Ontology annotation, molecular function: ubiquitin conjugating enzyme activity. Lineage: Eukaryota; Fungi; Ascomycota; Schizosaccharomycetes; Schizosaccharomycetales; Schizosaccharomycetaceae. Gene Ontology annotation, biological process: protein polyubiquitination; ubiquitin-dependent protein catabolic process. Gene Ontology annotation, cellular component: nucleus. The record is from RefSeq and is a predicted model, not a curated record. The coding region runs from base 118 to 561 and encodes 147 amino acids. The transcript has 3 exons.